AUGAAUGAGAUGCAAGAUGUGGUUCGAGCCAUCAAUUUAACCAAGUGCUACCCCAAGAAGGCGAAGCCAGCCGUCAACCAAUUAACCUUUGGCGUGCGUCCAGGGGAAUGCUUUGGAUUGUUGGGUGUAAAUGGAGCAGGCAAAACGACCACAUUCAACAUGCUUACUACAACCAUCCAUCCAACAAGCGGAACAAUUUUGAUUGGGGAUUGCAACAUUACAGAAAAGUCAGGAUUGAGUUCACACGAUUUGAUUGGCUAUUGUCCACAAUUUGACGCCCUUCUCUCGAACCUAACGGGUUUUGAGACAUUGCAGCUGUUUGCACGUAUUCAUGGUUAUCCGGAGAGGGUGAUCUCCACCUUGGCUAAUCGACUGAUUGAUAGGAUGUCUCUAAGUCCACAUGCCAACAAACCAGUGCACACAUAUUCCGGUGGAAAUCUACGCAAAUUAUCCACCGCCGUGGCAACGGUUGGUAAUCCACAGGUCCUUCUUCUUGACGAACCGACAUCUGGAAUGGAUCCGGGCGCGAAGCGAUGUCUGUGGGAGGUGAUAAAGUCUCUUCAAAAAGCCGGAUGCUCUGUGGUACUCACUACACACAGUAUGGAAGAAUGUGAAGCGCUGUGCAAUCGUCUAGCCAUCAUGAUGGAUGGUCAGUUUCAGUGUUUCGGUACAGUGCCCCAUCUGAAACAACGCUUUGGUGAGGGCUACAUUCUAGAAGUUGAUCUGAGAGUUGAUGAACCAAAUCCACAGAGACUUUUUCCACCUCCCACUUCUAUCACGCUCACCGAUGCUGUCGGUAAGAAGUGCAACUUUGAAGCACACGGAGAGGUGCGCCUGUCAAAGAUAUUCCGACAACUCCUGGAUCUACGCUCUGCGGGUAAAAUCACCACAUUUGCAGUUCGACAGGUCUCGUUGGACUCCGUUUUCGUGAACUUUGUCCGGUCCUAUGAGAAUGCGAAAGAGGAUGGUGACUUUGAUGGCGAUCUGUCAGGUGGAGAACCCGAUCGAGUGGAAGCGUUUUAG
Hydatigera taeniaeformis is the source of this 1023-nucleotide messenger RNA. The record is from the annotation of a GenBank genome assembly. Lineage: Eukaryota; Metazoa; Platyhelminthes; Cestoda; Cyclophyllidea; Taeniidae.